AUGAAGGUGCUGGUUGAAGCAGCUAUGUCUACUCUGCCUGGUCAUGAUCAUCCGUCCAGUUCCACAGCCUCUUCGGGCUGCAAAGGGGAUACAGAUUCAGCAGCAAAAGUAGGAAAGUCAACAACAAGGACAGGUCCUAGCUAUGUAUAUUACCGUCUAUACACCAAACUCGGUGCAUUCGAAUCAAAUCGCCCCAUCUACCACAACGACCGUUUCAUUGGUCGCAUUCCAACGAAGUCUUUUGCCCCUCCUCAUACCGUCGCGUCUAUCAAGCUGUCCUUGUGCGGACUUGAGGACCUUUCGGAGCCCGACAAGGCGCUUCUCUUCACACCGCUCUCAAGCCCAGCACCCAAAGAAGACUCUGCCCGCCUCUCUUUGUACGCUCCUUCUGGGCCAGGCCUGAACGAACAAGAUCCAAUCGUGUUGGUUGUCGAGUCGGAGAAGAGGUCCGAGGAGGUCUCGCAGCCGGAAAAACUUCCGGAACGCUCUGAUGAUACCGAGAUCCAUUACGGCUACAAAACAAUUGAUACCGCCUGGCUAUCAGGCGAAAAACAUGAGAUCGUUUACACAGAUGGAGUUAUCGUCUCUAUGGGGUUGGCCGCUGACAAAACGCUUUAUUCAGGAUACAUGGCGAUUAAUUCCAAGGGUGAAAAAGGCUUUGUGCGGAGCAACGGCAAAGGGGGUACAGAUUCAGCAUCUAAAGAUGGAAAGUCAACGAAAAGGACAGGUCCUACCUAUGUAUAUUACCGUCUAUACACCAAACUCGGUGCAUUUGAAUCAAAUCACACCCUCUACCAGAACGACCGUUUCAUUGGCCGCAUUCCGUCGAAGUUGUUUGCCCCUCCUCAUACUGUGGCGUCUAUCAAGCGGUCCCUCUGCAAACUUGAGGGCCUUUUGGACCCCGACAAGGCACUUGUUUUCGCACCGCUCUCAAGCCCAGCACCCAAAGAAGACUCUACCCGCCUUUCUUUGAACGCUCUUUCUGGACCAGGCCUGUCCGAACUAGAUCCGAUCGCGCUGGUUGUGGAGUCGGAGAAGCGGACCAAGGAGGCCUCGCAAUCGGAGACCCAGCUGCCGGAAUGCUCUGAUAAUACUGACAUCCACUACGUAUACUAUCGUGUUUACCUAUCAGAAAGCGAAGGAGAAGCAAAGGCAAAGACAUCCUUUGACGAAAGCGAUAUUUCGUUAGGACGCAUCAACACCCUCUCCAUCGCUCCCCCUCACACCGCUGGGUCUUUGAAAGCACGCAUCGCAAAAGUUGAAGGCCUUGUCACGCCGGGUCAUGCACUCUACAAGGAUAUGGAACUCUUCCAAGACACGGAUAGUGAUGCUGCCAUGAACGACACCGACAUCAUUUCCUUCCAAGGUGACGAUUAUCCGGGCAGUGAUAAACGCGAUCACGUAGCCCUUGUCAAUGCAACCACCAAUACAGCAGCGGAUCAAAAGGCUAAGCCUACACCAAAAUUCAAAUUUUACGAAACGCGCUCAAUUAACUCAUGGUGGCGACUACAAAGCAAAGGAUUCCGCCUGGCUAUCAAUAACCAAAGAUGAGAUCGUUUACACGGAUGGAGUUACAGGAUACAUGGCGAUUAAUUCCAAGGGUGAAAAAGGCUUUGUGAUGUCGAGUAAGUUGUCUCGUCCCUCUGUCGGAGUAUUUGAUAUCCACCGCCACGACCUUCUCUUCCUCACGAUACCCAACAGCCCUCU
Molecule: messenger RNA, 1707 nt
Organism: Laccaria bicolor S238N-H82
Lineage: Eukaryota; Fungi; Basidiomycota; Agaricomycetes; Agaricales; Hydnangiaceae
Exons: 15
Coding region: 1-1551 (516 amino acids)
Source: RefSeq, a predicted model, not a curated record